Molecule: messenger RNA, 4008 nt
Organism: Seminavis robusta
Lineage: Eukaryota; Bacillariophyta; Bacillariophyceae; Naviculales; Naviculaceae
Source: the annotation of a GenBank genome assembly
AUGUUGUUGUCCCAGUGCCAUUGGCGCAAAACUCCCUCACUGAGCUGGGUACUUACGGCUUUACUCGUAUUCAGUCAAGUUGCCCGGGUUUCAUCGGUGCUAACAUCCUUGCCCGAAGGAGAACAGCGCUGCAAAGGUACGGGCUUGGACUAUUCCCGACUCCAGACCGUCUCGACCGAAAAUGCCGCAGGCAUCCAUGCUCAAUCUUCUUCGGAUGAUGGAACCACGAGUUCGUUUGUUGUCAAUCAAGCCUUUCCGGUCCGUCUUGCCACUGCCGGAGUGAAUGGAGAGGCGUCGUCUUGUGUUGUCCAGCGCCUGCGCAUCAAUGAAGCCAUCAAUGGGAUCCCCAUUUAUGGAUCCGACUCGGUUGUAACCUUGGAUGAAUGCUACGGCGAAGAACUGGCGGCCGAUGCGGCCACAUCAGAUAUCAAGGCUCAUGUGGAAGACGUUGGGUUCAAAGGCCUCACUGUUCGAGAGGUUACUGGAAAAUCGUUCUCGUCUGUCCAAGUCAAACGAGGCUACACCCCUCGCUUUACAAAGGAAUCUACCGUCCAUUACCUGUCCAAAGAAUUUCAAGUUGACGAGGAUAGUGGCAACAUCGAGCCUCCAAAGCUCUACAUCUACGUUACAGAGCUAGAAGACUACUUGGUGUACUUCUCUGAUUUGCUUGUGGAGACUGAUGACGGGGAAACCAAUGUUAUCCGUGUCAUUGUGCACUCGUACGAUCUCACCAUUCUGAGCAUUUGUCUUUUAUCGUCAUCCAAAACCGUGAGUGAACGAAGACUUUUGCGCCAAGACCAACGGGAGCUUCAGUCCGAGCUAUGCAGCACUUGUGCUACACGGGAAACGUUGAUUCUUUCUUCCACCAAAACCACACAGGAGAUACGAUCCUUGUACUUGGACAACACGGGGAAGAAUGCCAUGGUUACGGAGGCAACGGUCCAAUCCGAUGGGAGCACUGUCAAUGUCCCAGGCUCAGUGCCUUCCGUUUUCUAUACUGGAACGUUCCAUUGCUUUUCCACCACAUUCAACUGCGCUCUUGUGGAGCUACCCACCACCUGCGGUGAUGCUCUGAGUGAUGUUCACUAUAUUUCGGUCGUAACUCUCCAGCACUUGCAGUCUGCUCUGAAUGUCAUGGGCGGUUUGGCGGCGUCAUCAAGUAGUCCGCAAUCAGUGAGAUCGAGGGUCCACUAUGGCAGCAACUAUUGCAAUGCCUUUUACCGCUCGAACGAAAUUACCUUUGGGGAUUGUGAUUGCAUUCGCUGGACCCCUCUCACGACGGUAGACAUCAUCGCGCAUGAGUUAGCUCAUGGCGUCACACGGUACAGCAGUGGUUUGAUCUACGAUGCGCAGAGUGGAGGUUUGAAUGAAGGCUACUCGGAUAUCUAUGGCACAGUUAUAGAAUAUCACGUGAACGAUUCUCUUGAUACACCGGACUUUCUGAUUGGGGAACAGCUUCAAGGUUCUCGUGGUGUUUUGCGGCACAUGGAGAAUCCACCAGAUGACGGUAGAUCCAUUGGAAGUGUCUGUGACUACAGAAGCUUUCUCGACGUUCACCAUAGUAGCGGUGUGCCAAACAAGGCGUAUGUCAAAUCCGUCCGAGAGUGCGAGGCUCAUUCAUGCUCAACAUCCGAGUCCGAAUGCGCCAUACUGCUGGGUAACUUAUUCAUGUACACCAACAUCUAUCGCCUUUCAUCAUCUAGCACAUACUUGGAUGCAGCCACUCAGACCUGCUCAGCAGUUGGCGAGUUCUUCACAAAUACCAGCCCUACCACAUCAUGCACUACGACAGAUGUACUGUCCUUUAUUGUCGCCGGCUGGAUGUCAGUAAGCGUUGAUAUUGACAGCAGCACCUGUGCAGCCACAAACAACUGUCCAGGACAAACGCCAGCCCCCACCCCAGCCCCCGCAACAGAUCCACAGCUAGGAUGUCAGAGUGCUACCUCAGUUUCAAUCCCCUCAACGUUGACUGGGGACACCUCAACAGCUACGACCUAUUCUUCUCGAUCUUGUGGCUCUGCAAGAAACCACAACAGUCCUGGAGUUUGGUACAGUGUUUUCGGAACUGGCGAUUCUGUCAUGGCUUCGUUGUGUAAUACGCCAAGUGGUGAUACCCAGCUCAGUGUUUGGACUGGGUCCUGCUCCAAUUUGCAGUGUGUUGUUGGGAACGACGACUUUUGCUCUGUUAGGUCACAAGUUACUUUCCCAACCACUUCGGGGCAAACAUACUACAUUUACGUCUAUGGAUACCUGGGCGCAACGUUCAGUUAUUCGUUGGACAUUACCACCCUGGCAAGUCCAACUCCGGCACCAACGCCAGCAGGUCCAACUCCGGCACCAACUCCAAAUGAGGUCUUGGAUCCCUCUGUGGGUUGUUCGUCGGCAACAGCUUUGUCCCUUCCAUCCACAACUGAAGCUUCAACAUUGGGUGCGCCAAGGUAUUCUGGUGUUUUCUGUGGUGGUGCGUCUUCUACCACUUCUAGCGCCCUUUGGUACAGCGUGGCUGGCACAGGGGGUGAAAUCACUGCUUCGACGUGCAACUUUGCCAGCUAUGAUACGCAAAUCAGUGUUUGGACGGGAGACUGCGGUUCACUUACAUGUGUAGGUGGGAACGACGAUACGUGCAGUCUGAAGUCUCAGGUUACUUUUUCGACCAUCUCUGGUCAAACCUAUUACAUCAAAGUCUAUGGGUACGCGGGAGGAACCGGAAAUUUUGAGCUUACCUUGGCUUCCGUCACCCCUGCCCCGACCCCUGUCUCCCCUGCCCCUACGCCCGCUCUUGACAUCAAAAGCCUGGAAAUGGGUUGUUUGAUUGCCACUUCUGUAUCAGUUGGUUCAAGCAGUUUGGGAACUACUGUCGGGGCACAAAUGUAUGCAUCGCAACGAUGUGACACUGCUUACCCGCAGAACGUACCUGGCGACUGGUUUUCAGUAGCAGGCACUGGCGGUUCCUUGACUGCAAGCGUCUGCACCGAUACAUUUUAUGACUCCAUGAUUUCAGUUUGGUCGGGCGACUGUGCCAGCUUGGUGUGUGUAGGUGGCAACGACGAUGGCUGCGGCUCUCUUCAAUCCACGGUCAUAUUCGAUUCCACGGUUGGUACCACGUAUUCCAUAUUUGUCCAUGGAUACGCCGGGGACACUGGCUCAUACAACUUGCAAGUCACCGCUACUACUGCUGCGCCAACGCCGUUCCCGACACCCGUUCCAACGCCAUAUCCCACUCCAGGGGGAUCAAGGUCAACUUGGGUUUUUGGCACAGAUUCAAGCAAUGAUGGACUAUACAUCAUUGACAGUGACACUGGCGCAUUGGUGAGUUACAUUGGUGAUCUGACGGGAUAUACCACACCGGUUACCAUGGCGUCUCGAUCCGGAGAAUUGUACAUCUACAACAAUUCCCCAUCACCCGGUCUCCUAAAGGUUGACCCUGUGACUGCAGCGGUAACCCAAAUUUCCUCUGGUGGCUUCAACUAUGCCGGAAGUAUUGCGUUUCGAAAUGGUGUUCUUUAUGCACACUUUCAAACAUCAUCCAGUUUGUAUUCGUUGAAUGUGAACACAGGUGUUGAAACGGUCAUAUGUUCAGGCAUACUGUCGGGCCAAUUUUCAGGCAUGGACACAAACCCUAUCACAGGCCUUCUGCACUUGACCAAGCUCGAACUCAGCACCGCUCCAACCAUGUACACCAUUGAUCCAUCCACAUGCACACUUGUUCUAGUUGGUCAGCUGAGUGUCUCUCUUGGAAGUCUUGAUUCAAUUGUGUGGAAUCCCAACACCAACAAGUUUCUUGGAGUCGAUGGUGUUCUCAAUAACCUUUUUGACUUGGAUGUUGAUGGUACCGUAACGAAUGUGCGUGCUGCUUCAAGUUCUGUGUAUACUCCACAGGGAAUGGCAAUGUAUACGGAUGUCUUCCCAUCAACACAGACGCUGUUUCCCACUCAAGCACCCAUUGAUCGGACAUGCAGUGGAAUUGUGGAAGCAGUAGGCCGGUUUUUCCGAUUCUUUGGUGGCUAA